AUGGAAAACUUGACAAGCGGCUCCAGAUUUUAUAUGAAAAAGUUGAUAGUAAGGUUGCCGCCUCCUAUGUUGCCUCCUCAUGUCAUGUCCCCUGGACAAUCUCGUCUGAGGCCACCUCCACUUGGUCUCGCUAUUAGGACGCCUGUUCCUCCUCCUGGUUUGCCGCAAGGUAUUCAGGGUCCCAACUUGCCUUCAUCCCUAAAAUCACUGACGCAGAAUAAUAUUUUAAGCGCUCCACCAUCUUACGCCAAAACUUCUUCAAUAGCUGAAAAAAGCCAUCCGUCAUCUGGUUCAAAGUCUGAAAUAUCUGUAACCAUAUCUGCUAAACCUAAGAUAAGAAAUUUAAUAGGCGAUGUAACGAGAUUUACUCCUAUUGCUGUUAAAAUCAAGAGAGAGGUGAAAGAUAUUAAAGGUCAGGCUGUAAAAUCUGCGUUUGGUCUCCAAGGGCCGAGCUUACUGAUUAUGGGUGAUUUCAACAUUCACAUCAACGAUCGUGAGAAUCAUAUAUCAUCCGGUUUCAUAGAAUUGAUACCAAUAUGUGGUUUGGUUCAGCUUGUCAAUCCCCCAAUUCAUGGUUCAGGAAAUAUUCUAGAUCUGGUGAUAGUUUAUUCUGCUGAACCGUUUGAAGUUAAAUCCUUAUUAAACAGAGUUAAUUUGGUUUGGAUCCAAAAAGGUUAUGGCCGAAAUCGGUACUACGUCUUUUGA
Messenger RNA from Helobdella robusta, 705 nucleotides. RefSeq lists its product as hypothetical. The transcript is spliced from 5 exons. The record is from RefSeq and is a predicted model, not a curated record. The coding region runs from base 1 to 705 and encodes 234 amino acids. NCBI's taxonomy places the organism in Eukaryota, Metazoa, Annelida, Clitellata, Rhynchobdellida, Glossiphoniidae.